Molecule: messenger RNA, 1154 nt
Organism: Cercopithifilaria johnstoni
Lineage: Eukaryota; Metazoa; Nematoda; Chromadorea; Rhabditida; Onchocercidae
Source: the annotation of a GenBank genome assembly
UAAAUGACGAAUUUGGUAUAGUUACAGUUGAAAAUGGAUCGAUGCGAAAUAAGCGGAAGCCAAAAUUCAUUAGGCAUAUUAUUCGCAAAAGAAUACUUUUAGAUGAUAACAUCAAGCAAAGUGGAAGUAAAACGGGAUAUGCUGUACAAGAAUACUUUGAUGAGUACGAAGAGGAGCCUAUUGAUUUAAGCAACAAGAAUGGACAAAGUGAGGUACUGAAUAAGCGAUGUGAUGAGGUCAUAUUAAGUAGACAGCACUGCGAAAAAAGAUCCGAUAAACGAAACGAUGAGAAGGUCGAAAGUCCAAGAAAUACUUCAUCAAGUGCCAAACGAAAGCGUAUUAAUGAAUUGGAAUUGUCAAAACUUAAUCAAAAAUAUGGCAACAGAACAUUCUCGACAUUUACGCCAACAGAGCAAGAAGAACUUCAACGUAAAGCUUCAAAUAUUUACGAAGGUGCAACAUUUCGAAGUUUUGUUGAAUUCGAAGAAUGUUUAGAAGCUUACAAAAUUGUAUGGAAUUAUCCAUACAGGAGAGCUAGUUCUGAACAUCUUCGAGAUGGCGAAGGACGUGUAAUUGACCGCUUUAAAUAUAAAUAUAUAGUGUUUCACUGCGCUCAUUAUGGGCAUCCGCGCAAAAGAGGAGGCGGUAAGCGUCCAAAUCAAAGUUAUCUUCCAUUAGGUUGCGAAGCCAGAUUUCGUUUAAAUGCCGAUACAACGAAUGGAUGCCUUCGAAUUUCAUCUUUUCACAAAGAACACCAAAAUCAUGACAACACUGAGGAAGACUACUUGCGAGUUAUAAACAAAAAGAGGCGAAGUACAAUUGAAGAAACAAUACCAAGAUGCGACAACAAUAACGAAACGAUGUUAGACGUAAAUGAUAAAAGUGCGCCUGAAGUCGCAGAGAAUAAAUUUACUCCUGUUGCUUCAUCUCCCGGAAAUUCUAUCUUUCAAAUUUCAUCCCAAGAAAACUCUGCCUUUGUGCCAGUUAUUCAUUCCGUAGAAAUGACGGAACAAGGAUUAUACCAAAUGUCACAGCAGAAUAUACCUUUGACAAAUUCUACUUUACAGUUGCUAAUAUUCGCAAUGCAGUUAUCCGAUCGAUUACAACGUAUAGAAUAUUUAAUUAUGAACGGUUCGUCUUCUUCCUCCUCGUAG